UCAAAAAUCAAUCUGUUGCUGCAUUCUUUUGAACUUUUCCGAAUGAAACCGAGUGAAACCAUUGGCGACAUGUUUACCCGUUUCACGGAUGUCGUCAACGGUCUAAAAGGACUCGGAAAAAGUUUUUCGGAUUUUGAACUCGUAAAUAAAAUACUAAGAUCCCUUCCUAAAAGUUGGGAUCCUAAAGUCACGGCCAUUCAAGAGGCAAAGGAUCUGCGCAACUUCCCUCUUGAAGAACUAAUCGGGUCAUUAAUGACCUACGAAAUGACUUGCAAAGCUCAUGAAGAGCAAGAAGACAUCCUUCCAAAGAACAGGAAGGAUAUGGCACUUAAAACUUCUGAAUACCACUUGAGAGAAAACUCAAGUGAUGAGGACUGUGAUGAUGACUUGGCACUUUUGACAAGAAAGUUUAAGAAAUUCUUCAAAAGAAACAAGUUUAAAAACGAUGUGAAAAAUAAACUUGAACCCAAGAAGGACCAAGUGAUCUGCUACGAAUGUAAAAAGCCGGGACACUACAAGAAUGAUUGUCCCCAAGUCAAAAGAAGAACAUCAAAGAAGAAGGCUCUUCAAGCAACAUGGGAUGACGCAAGCGCAUCUGAAGAAGAAGAGUCCAACACCGAGCAAGUUGCUCAUUACGCCUUUAUGGCCAUCGAAGAGGAGGUAACGAAUUUAUUAGAUGCUGAUUUAUCUUUCGAUGAAUUAUUAAAUGCCUUCCAUGAUUUAUUUGAUGAAUGCAAAGUUAUAAAUAGAAAAUACAAGUUGCUAAAAAAGGUACAUGAUAAUCUUACUUGUGAGUUUGAUAAGUUAAAAGUCGAACAUCAUGAUAGUUUAAAUUCAUGUAUCAAAUGUCAUGAUUUAGAAACUAUACAAAAAGAAAACUUGCUACUUAAGGACACCUUGAAGAAAUUCGAGGUUGGUAGCAAGUCAUUAAACAUGAUCCUUACAAACAAGGGUCAUGCUCCCAAAAGAAGUGGGAUUGGAUUUGUGAGGAGUCCUCACCAAAAUCCAACUACCUUCAUAAAAGGCUCCAUCUUACAUGUUCAACACCAAACCAAGUGCAACUUUUGUUGCAAAUCUGGACACAAGACACAUUGUUGUCCAUUCAAGAAAAUAAGUCCAAGCAAAUUAAUUUGGGUUCCUAAAGGAACCAUGAUAAACUCUAUGCAACAUGAUAGAAAAUGUAGAUCUAUUUAUGAGGCACCCAAAAGCAAAUGGGUACCUAAACAUCAUCCUUUCUUGUAGAAAACUAAACAAUCGCAAGCUAGGAGCAAGAAAUGGUACCUUGAUAGUGGAUGCUCAAGGUGUAACACCCCUCAUUUCCGAAUGUUCGUAUAAAUUUUUGGUGAUAAUGUAAGCAUCUAUUUUAAUUGACAAAAGAAAUAGAGUAUGAAUCAGAGGUAACUUAUUUUUAAGAUUUGGGAGAUCUGUUCAAAAAAAAAAAAAAAAAAAAAGAAAGAAUCUGAGGACCUAUAUGUAAACCCUAAGGACCUAAUCGUGAAUAUGAUAAAAAUGAGGACUAAACUGCAAAAUGCACCAAAUGACAAAUUCCACCGCUUAAGCCUCUCUGCCUUCGUUGUUAAGGAAGCAGAGGAGGCAGCUCGUGGGUGAUCAGGGAAAGAAAAGAAGAAGAAGAAGGAGAAGAGAAAGAAAAUUUGGGGCUUUUAGGGUUUUUGCUUUAAUCUUGUUACUUCGGGUCAAAAUUUGCAAAGGAUAGCGUAUCGCUUGCUUAAAUGUUAAGAAUGGGCUGAGGCAGUGGAAAAUUUAGAAGACGUUGGGCAGAACUUUUGUUAGCAUAUAUGUAGUUGUGUAUAAGCUACCUUGCAUCUAAUGAAAAGUGACUAUGAAUCUAAACCGGUGGAUUUUGUGUAAGUUAAAGGAUCCCUCAUGUAUAGGGUUUUGGAAUGUUAAAUUAAAUUCGUGUAAUGAUAUGAACUUAUGGUAAAUCGAUGAUUGUGGUGACUGCAUAGAUUUCCCCA
Messenger RNA from Musa acuminata AAA Group (dessert banana), 1976 nucleotides. RefSeq lists its product as uncharacterized. Gene Ontology annotation, molecular function: zinc ion binding; nucleic acid binding. The transcript has 2 exons. The record is from RefSeq and is a predicted model, not a curated record. NCBI's taxonomy places the organism in Eukaryota, Viridiplantae, Streptophyta, Magnoliopsida, Zingiberales, Musaceae. Bases 43 to 1242 code for a protein of 399 amino acids.